UCAAGCUCAACACAGACUUCCCUCUUUCCAGCAAUUGCUCUGGGCUCUCUCUUAGAUUCUCACAAGCAACCCAAAACCAUGGCUGAUGCUAUCGUUUCUGUCGUGCUGGAGAGAUUGGCAGUAAUUAUAGAGGAAAAGGUUCGAGAGGAGGUGAGUUUGGUGAGAGGAGUGAAAGAAGAAGUUCUCUAUCUCUCGCAUCAGUUGAAUGCAAUGAAGAAUGUGUUGGAAGAUGCAGAGAGGAAAGCUUACAAAUACAAAACAGUCCAAGAUUGGCUGAGAAGAUUCGAGGAGACGUCUUAUGAGAUAGACGACGUGCUGGAUGAAUGGAAAUUUGCUGCUCUCAAGCUUCGCAUUCGAGGAUCUGAGGGUAUUCAAUCGCGUGGGAUGAUGAAAGUAACUACUUUUAACCCAUCCUCUUGUUUGUGCUUCAAGAAAGUCGCAACACGUCGAGAUAUUGCCAAGAAGAUAAAGGAAUUGAAAAAAGUGAUGGAUUUGAUUAUGAAGGAGAAAAAUGAUUAUGAUAUCACAGUUAAUUAUCAGCCUGUUUAUACCAAAAAUUCGUUCAAACUUCAAUCUACUUCUUCAGAUAUUGAUGUAUCGGAAGUACAUGGUCGAGGGAAUGAUAAAGAUGUUCUUGUGAGAAAACUCAUGCUUGAAGUUGGGGGGCAACAAGAAGUAGUAGGUCCCCAUGUUAUUUGUAUAGUUGGGAUAGGCGGAAUCGGGAAGACUACUCUUGCCCGUGUUUAUAAUGAUGAGCGUCUAAUAAACUGUUUCGACUUAAAACUUUGGGUUUUUGUUUCUGAUGUUACUGAUCCGGUCAGGAAUAUUGCUAAAGCAAUUAUUGAGAAUGUGAUGGGGAGUUCACCAAAUGUAGAUGAUUUUCAGGCGCUCCUAAAUCGUUUAAAGGAGUCUAUUUCAGGGAGAAAGUUUCUUCUUGCCCUAGAUGAUGUCUGGAUGGAGGACAUCACCAAAUGGGAACCAUUGAAAAACUCUCUCAACUGCGGUGGCCCUGGAAGUAAAGUUUUGGUGACGACAAGAAAAAAUGCUGUUCCAAGAAUGAUGCGUACUAAUGACAUUUAUGAUUUAGGCAAGCUGUCUGAUUUCGAUUGUUGGUUGUUAAUGAAACGUAUAGCAUCUUAUGGAAGUGAGAAGGAUUAUGAGGAAGUGGAAGAGAUAGGUCAGAAAAUAGCUCUGAAGUGCGACGGCUUGCCACUUGCGGCAAAGGUCUUGGGAAGCCUUUUGCAGUCUAAAGAUAGUCCGGAAGAGUGGGAGAGUAUAUUGAACAGUGAAAUUUGGCAAUUGGAGGAAGCAGAAGUUGAUCUUUUUCCUUGUUUGUUUUUGAGCUAUAAUGAGUUGUCCCCAGCAGUGAAGCGGUGCUUCUCAUAUUGUGCUGCCUUUCCCAAAGACUCAAAGAUUGAUGUGGAGAAGUUGAUAAGAAUGUGGAUGGCUCUAGGCUAUUUGAGUUCCAAUGGGAGCACCAGUGACUUGGAACUUAGAGGGAAGGAGUACCUCAGCAAUUUGAAAAUGCGUUCAUUAGUUCAAGACUUUGUAGAAUAUGGUGAUACAGUUUCAUGCAAAAUUCAUGAUAUAGUGCAUGAUUUUGCUCGUUUUCUCAGGAAGUCUAGAAGUUGCGACUCAGAUGGCACAAUAGAGGCAAUGGGAAAAGGUGCAUCCCGACCUUAUGAUCCAAAACUAGUUUCCCAAGCAAAGCUAUAUCGUAGCUUAUUUUGUCAAAAUGAUCUUCCCUGUGAAAUGUUUGAUUCCAUAACUUGCCCAAGGGUGUUAAGUUUAUGCGGAAGCGAGCUGCAAGAGAUCCCAAGAGGUAUAGAAAAAUUGAUUCACUUGAGGUACUUAGACCUGAGUGGUAACAAGUCGAUAGCACAAGUUCCUCAAAACUUAUGCGAGUUGUAUUACUUGCAAACUCUCUACUUGAGCCAUUGCAGUUUGAAAGAGGUCCCGAGUGAAAUUGGGAAUUUGAUUCACCUGAGACACCUGGACUUGGAAUGGAAUGUGGACAUAAAAGAGUUGCCAGAAACUGUAUGCAAUUUGCAGGAGCUACGAACCUUGAAUCUUGCACACUGUAAAAGACUUUCUGGGCUUCCAAAAGGGAUUGAAAAACUAGUAAACCUAAGAGAUCUUCCCAAUGAUGGCACUCAGCUUCUCUAUUGGAUUCCUCAAGGACUCGAGCAAUUAACUGAGCUCCGGACAUUGAGCCUGUUUCAUGCGGGCAGAGAUUGGAGCAAAAUGGGAUACUUGAAGAAGUUGGACAAACUCGGUGGAUCUCUAUGUCUGAAAAUCUGUAUUCAUGAUAGAGGAGAUGUGGAUGAGGCCCGGAACGCAGAACUCAGAAGCAAGAUACGCAUCCGGAACCUGAAAAUCUGGUUCGUUGAUGCAGAGGGAAUAGAAGAAGAGGAGUUGGUAAGAAAUGAUGCACUGGAGGCUCUAGAACCGCCUUCUAAAUUGCAGUAUUUGAUGAUUCAGAACUACAAGGGGACAAAGUUCCCAAGCUGGAUCAGCUCACCCCGUAACCAUCUGAGAGUUCUUCAAAUCCAAGAAUGCAAUGUUGUCCCAACCUUGCCUUGUUUGGGAGGGCUGCCAAAAUUGGAAGAGCUCUCAGUGGCUGGAAUGAUAGGGUUGAAUUUUGUGGGCCCGGGAUUCUUGAGAGGAGUAGUUGAUGUCAACGGUUCAAUGCCAUUGUGUGCUACCAGCUUUCCAAAGUUGAAGAAGUUGAGUUUCUGGCAUUGUCCAAAGUGGAAAGAAUGGGAGGACAUAACGGCUGAAGAAGAAGGCAAUGCCACCAUGUCAAUAAUGCCAUGUCUCAGAGAGUUGAAGAUCGAUCGUUGCGGGUUGAGAGAGCUACCACAUCGUCUGCUUGGUAAGGCAUCAUCACUCCAGCAUUUGAUAAUCAAGAAUUCGGCCGAGCUGUCGGCACUUUAUGGGGAGAAUGGUUCUUACCGGAAUUCACUGUCCAAUAUUCCACAUGUCACAGUGAGCUAUUUGGAGAAGAAGGCAAUCCAGAGAUCCUAUGAUACUCCACUUCCAAAGUUUUAUGGAUAUCUCUAGUUCUUUUCUUGUUAUGUUGGUUUGCAGUUUAUUAGACAGAGACAUGCUCAUAUUGAAUCAUUUACCAAACCUCCCAUCUGUACAUGAAUUUAAGCUCUAGAACUUGGUUGUACACUGGGUUGAGCCUAAUGCAGUUGAUGCUUACUGUGUGAAUUGAAAUUGAGGAGAUGUUUACUGGUUCAUUUGAGAUCGGGUUUGUCCAAACUUUAAUCAAUUAUAUUGUAAGUGAAAUACAACUUGGGUUUUGUUAAAGUUUGUGACUUGUUUCAUCUUUCCUGGAAUUUUGAGAGUGCUGAGUUAGCAUUUCUGGUUGUGUGUGCUUUGCUUCUUGAAAUAGUUUCUUGGUUUUUGUUGAUUUGAUUUACUGAACUUGGAGGGACGAGUGAGGUUAUGUUUGUAUAUGCUCUAUUUGU
This is a messenger RNA of Sesamum indicum (sesame), 3476 nucleotides long. Its product is annotated as putative disease resistance protein RGA3. Gene Ontology annotation, molecular function: ADP binding. Lineage: Eukaryota; Viridiplantae; Streptophyta; Magnoliopsida; Lamiales; Pedaliaceae. The record is from RefSeq and is a predicted model, not a curated record.